GUCUCAUAUUUGAAGAGUUUACCGAAAAUGAAAGUCUGGCAUAAAUUUUGAAUAUUUGAAUACCCCAUGAUUACAUGCUAUGGAAGAGGUCAAGAGUGGAAUGGUUUCUUUGCAUGAUGGGAAGUCAAGGCCCCAGCCAAUCAAAUUGCAUCUUACAAAUGAUGCCUUGAUAUUACUGAAGGAGGAACUGGUUCCCAUUUCACAGGAAUCAGGAAACCAAAUGAAAGAUUCGGUUAGAGAAGUUAGUAUCCUAAGAGAAGACAACUCUGGAUUAGGAUUAAGUAUAAAGGGAGGAGCAGACCAUAAUUUACCUCCCCUGAUUUCUAAAUUAUUACCAGACUCACCAGCAGCUAAGACAGAACAGUUGUUUGUUGGAGAUGCAAUCAUGAAAAUAAAUGGAGAGACAUGUGAUAAGAUGACACACAGUGAUGUGAUGACAACUCUAAAGAAUGCUGGAUCUACCGUCACCCUAACUGUUAAAUAUUUUAAACCAGCAGCUCCAUUCUUGAACAAGCAGAUGACACCUGAUAGUCCAAGUUACAACAAUCAAGACAGCAAUAGUCAGUCUAGAGAAAUGUUUCCUGGUUUGGAGAGACAAUGGCGUGUCUAUGUUUCAAUACAGUUAUUGUUUGCCUAUUUGACAAGAUUCUGCCCUGGUACAGAUAAACUAAGAACUAAUGCUUUUGAAGUGAUUGGUGUGGAUGGUUCAUCGACAGGUGUCAUUCAUUGUGAUGACAGUCAUUCAUUAGCUGAUUGGAUCAGAGCAAUAUCCAGUAAUAUUUCAUUUCUCAUUUCAAAAAUGAUAAGGAUGAGUAACAGACUGCUGAUACCAGAAGAACAGAUACUGAUGAUGAAUUGGAUGCAUGAACGAGUUUCACCAUCAUUACACAGACCAGCAUGGAAACCUAAAUUUGUAGCUUUAAAAGGACCAGAUAUUUAUCUCUUUGACUAUCCACCAAUGCAAACCAGAGACUGGGUUAGAUGUGACACAGUGUUCAAAGUUUAUGAAUGUAUGCUGCAGAUUUGUAAGGAUAAGGAAUUAUUAGAUGAUAGACAGCACUGUUGUAAUAUACUGGCUGGAACCGGAGAAAAACUUUACCUCAGUACAGAAAGUCGUGCAGAAUUAUUACACCUUGAGAAGGCUUGGUACAGAACUAAUCAUAGUAGUAUAACUAGAUUAAAGCACAAGACAUUUGGUUGUACAUGGAGAGGAAAUUUAUGUGGACUGACAUUAGAUCUGGACUCAGGAUUUUCUCUGUAUGAUAACAGUACUAAAAACUUUCAAUGGACAUACAGAUUUUCCCAGCUGCGGGGAUCAUCAGAUGAUGGGAAGACACGACUUAAACUCCACUUUAACUGUGAUCCACCUGGUUCUAUUGAAAUAAGGGAAAUAGAAUGUACUGGACUCCACACACUGCUAUACUCAAUGAAUGCUUUCUUGUCAGCCAAACUGGCUUCUGUGGAUCCAACGUUCUUAUCAAGUUAUUAAUUCACACACGGCUAUACUCAAUGAAUGCUUUCUUGUCAGCCAAACAGGCUGCUGUGGAUCCAACGUUCUUAUCAAGUUAUUAAUUCACACACGGCUAUACUCAAUGAAUGCUUUCUUGUCAGCCAAACAGGCUGCUGUGGAUCCAACGUUCUUAUCAAGUUAUUAAUCUACUGCUAUUAAUAUUAUCAAAUUGUGAUGUAAGGGGAUCCAGGAGAAACAAAACUUCCCAUAAUUCAUAGCUUCCUGUUGAUGAGUGCUGUUACAUCUUCCAAUAUAUCUCAUAGAUUGUUAUGUGUGCAGGAUAGUUACAUGUCAUAAUUCAUAGCGUGUUGCAUUUGUAUUCACAUAUGCAGAUGUAUAUCAUUAUCUUACCUCCUAUACAUUUCAAGGAAUAUGAUUGGUUUAAAGCAACCGCGUGAAGACUGUGUAUAUUUCAUAUGGGGUUAGUAGGCGUGGUUUAUUUCAAUACACGUUUAGUAGUGAUGUUACGUCCCUUUGUAAAAACAACACAGUGUUGAGGAAAAAUCUGAAAGGUUUCAACAGAGGAAGAAUUUGAUGAUAAACGAUUGAAAUAAAUGCAGAAAAUACAUUAAAAGCUAACAAGUUGUUAUUGUUGGCAUUUGCUUUUGUAUAGACCAAUAGAAGUAGGUUCUUAAUAUUGAAGACUUGAUCACUUUGAUAGGCCACUAGUCUAAAUGCCACAUGCCAAGAUAGUCGGUAAGAUAAAUUCGUUACACAGUGUGCUAGUGACCUAAUACGAUAUAUAUGGGGUCAGUAAAUUUCAUAUGGGGUUUGAGCUUCGCUUUCACCCCAUAUGGAAUUUACUGACCCCAUAUAUAUACGUAUUAGGUCACUAGCACACUAUGUAACUAAUAAUAUUAGAAUUAAAGGAGGUGCAGGGAAACAUUGAUUGAUUGUUGGUGUUUACCACCACUUUCAUCACUCCUGGCUCUAUCAUGUUUUAAUAGGUGAAGGAAGUUGGAGUACUCAGAGAGAACCACAACAUUCAGCAGGAAACGUAGCAAUCUUAGUCAAUUAAGAUCUGAGUCAAACAUACAGCUGUGAGCAUGGUUUGAAACUAACAAUCUCAGAGUUGACAGGAUAGUUUUCACUGUAGAUGAACUACUUAGACUGGUAGACCACCAUAGCCAAGCAUCGAUGAGAAAAAAACAAAUAAAACAAGUAUAAAAGGAUUAGACAUAUGGUGAAGGACUAGUGCCUCAUGUGGCAAGGUUAAAAUUAUUGAGCCAUAUAAAUAUUAAAAUUGCUAAAAGAAUUAGUUGGUUUCCAGUAUAGCAGGGAUGAUUAAACUGGUUUUGUGAAUACCAAAUCUUACAUACCCAUUUGUUUUUAGAUAAUGGAAGAAACAGUUAUUCUAAGCCAACUUAUUUUAAUGCAUAAUUGUUUUCUGUUAAGUCCUUUCUUGCCAACUUUGUGAUGAGUUAUAUUUGUGAUUUUCUAAUUUUGUUGAUGUAUUCAUAUGGAAAAAGUUUCUGGUUGAGGAUUUUCAAUAUUAUUUAUUUUCUGUGUUAUUUUUCUACUGAAUCACAUAUGUCUUUCAGUGUAUUUAAAGAGUUUAAAAAAAUUGCGAUAUAAUUACUAAUAUAUAUUCUUGACAAUUGGUUUGUGCAGAAAUAAUAAAUGUUUUGAAUAAUAUUUGUACUCUGAAAUAUAGAGUUAAAUUUUAACAUUUUGCUUUUUAUAUUUCAUGAAAAAUAUUUAUGGUAUUUUGAUAUUUUAAUUUUUUAUCUGUUUUUGGGGGUGUUUCCCAUCUUCAAACAUGACAAAUGGUGGUAGCCAUUUUGUAUUUGUAACUUUAGCUAAACCAAUGACUAGAUUAACAGAGUGAAUGUUAUAAAAUUGUUAGCUCUGCUUGUUGCUUUUUUAGUUAAGUUUUGUUUGAAUUGAUAUUUGUAAUACCGUUUAGGGAGUUAUUUUUCGCGGGUGUAAAAUUUCGCGAUUUACAUUUAAUUAGGUAUACAAAAUAAUUUGGCAGUUAUUAUUUUGGCGGAUUCAAAACUUUUAUACAAUACCAUUGCAUUUGCACUUUUAAAUUGGCAGAAUUUAUUUUGGCAAUUUUGUUCUAUCCAUGAACAUAAGCGAAAAUUUACUCUCCGCGAAAAUAACCCGCUAUACAGUAUGUUCAGGUUGCAAUAAGUGUGAUUGACACAAUUUAUAAGUGUAAUGAAUCAGUUUCUGCUAAAGUUAGAGUAGUUUUUUGCUGAUAAUUUGAAUCUCAUACAAAUAUUUAUAUAUAUUUUACUGUAAUCCUACAUUUAUACCCUUGUAUUGUUUUGACAACUAACCCUGCUAAGGUCAUUCUGGAUGCAGCUGUGAGAUAACUUCUCAUACAAAUACUGAUGGUUUGGGGAAUGGACUUUUAUUCUGUUUGUGAGUUAAUUUGACCCAGUUUACACAUAAAAAAACCUCUAAAAAAUGUGUUUAAUGCUAUAAUGAAGUACAUUCUUUAAAGCAUAUUUAUAAAUCUAUAAACUUAUACUCAAAGACAAUCACAGUACAUCCACAUUACUUUUAAAAGAAAAGUAAAAAGUAUAUGUCAUAAGAUAACAACCAAACAACAUAAAAAAAAAAACAAAGACACCCAAAGGUUAAAAUAAUUAUGAUGCUCAAUAAUUAACAGGUAUUUGAAAUCAAUAAAAAAUGAAGUACCUUAAUUGAAACAUCCAAUUUAUUUUAUGUUCAAAAAGACAUGAUUGUCAUACAGGUGGUAAAUGAAAGCCAAAGAAAGUUUUGAUAAUAAGGACUGUUUACUUUCAUAACUUAUAUAAAAAGAAUGUUAAAAUUAAUGUACUUGUUUGAGUUUAUAUUAUUGUUACCUGUAUACUAACUUUAGUAUUGCUUAUUUACAGUAUGUUUAUGUUGUGAACAUGUUGUAAUUCUGUACAAAUCACAAGUUGUACAGACUUUUUGUACAAAUCACAAGUUGUACAGACUUUUUGUACAAAUCACAAGUUGUUCAGACUUUUUGUGCAAGUGACCUAAUACGAUAUAUAUGGGGUCAGUAAAUUUCAUAUGGGGUUCGAGCUUCGCUUUCACCCCAUAUGGAAUUUACUGACCCCAUAUAUAUACGUAUUAGGUCACUAGCACACUAUGUAACUAAUAAUAUUAGAAUUAAAGGAGGUGCAGGGAAACAUUGAUUGAUUGUUGGUGUUUACCACCACUUUCAUCACUCCUGGCUCUAUCAUGUUUUAAUAGGUGAAGGAAGUUGGAGUACUCAGAGAGAACCACAACAUUCAGCAGGAAACGUAGCAAUCUUAGUCAAUUAAGAUCUGAGUCAAACAUACAGCUGUGAGCAUGGUUUGAAACUAACAAUCUCAGAGUUGACAGGAUAGUUUUCACUGUAGAUGAACUACUUAGACUGGUAGACCACCAUAGCCAAGCAUCGAUGAGAAAAAAACAAAUAAAACAAGUAUAAAAGGAUUAGACAUAUGGUGAAGGACUAGUGCCUCAUGUGGCAAGGUUAAAAUUAUUGAGCCAUAUAAAUAUUAAAAUUGCUAAAAGAAUUAGUUGGUUUCCAGUAUAGCAGGGACGGUUAAACUGGUUUUGUGAAUACCAAAUCUUACAUACCCAUUUGUUUUUAGAUAAUGGAAGAAACAGUUAUUCUAAGCCAACUUAUUUUUAUGCAUAAUUGUUUCCUGUUAAGUCCUUUCUUGCCAACUUUGUGAUGAGUUAUAUUUGUGAUUUUCUAAUUUUGUUGAUGUAUUCAUAUGGAAAAAGUUUCUGGUUGAGGAUUUUCAAUAUUAUUUAUUUUCUGUGUUAUUUUUCUACUGAAUCACAUAUGUCUUUCAGUGUAUUUAAAGAGUUUAAAAAAAUUGCGAUAUAAUUACUAAUAUAUAUUCUUGACAAUUGGUUUGUGCAGAAAUAAUAAAUGUUUUGAAUAAUAUUUGUACUCUGAAAUAUAGAGUUAAAUUUUAACAUUUUGCUUUUUAUAUUUCAUGAAAAAUAUUUAUGGUAUUUUGAUAUUUUAAUUUUUUAUCUGUUUUUGGGGGUGUUUCCCAUCUUCAAACAUGACAAAUGGUGGUAGUCAUAUUGUAUUUGUAACUAUAGCUAAACCAAUGACUAGAUUAACAGAGUGAAUGUUAUAAAAUUGUUAGCUCUGCUUGUUGCUUUUUUAGUUAAGUUUUGUUUGAAUUGAUAUUUGUAAUACCGUAUAGGGAGUUAUUUUUCGCGGGUGUAAAAUUUCGCGAUUUACAUUUAAUUAGGUAUACAAAAUAUUUUGGCAGUUAUUAUUUUGGCGGAUUCAAAACUUUUAUACAAUACCAUUGCAUUUGCACUUUUAAAUUGGCAGAAUUUAUUUUGGCGAUUUUUUUCUAUCCGUGAACAUAAGCGAAAAUUUACACUCUGCGAAAAUAACCCGCUAUACAGUAUGUUCAGGUUGCAAUAAGUGUGAUUGACACAAUUUAUAAGUGUAAUGAAUCAGUUUCUGCUAAAGUUAGAGUAGUUUUUUGCUGAUAAUUUGAAUCUCAUACAAAUAUUUAUACAUAUUUUACUGUAAUCCUACAUUUAUACCCUUGUAUUGUUUUGACAACUAACCCUGAUAAGGUCAUUCUGGAUGCAGCUGUGAGAUAACUUCUCAUAUAAAUACUGAUGGUUUGGGGAAUGGACUUUUAUUCUGUUUGUGAGUUAAUUUGACCCAGUUUACACAUAAAAAAACCUCUAAAAAAUGUGUUUAAUGCUAUAAUGAAGUACAUUCUUUAAAGCAUAUUUAUAAAUCUAUAAACUUAUACUCAAAGACAAUCACAGUACAUCCACAUUACUUUUAAAAGAAAAGUAAAAAGUAUAUGUCAUAAGAUAACAACCAAACAACAUAAAAAAAAACAAAGACACCCAAAGGUUAAAAUAAUUAUGAUGCUCAAUAAUUAACAGGUAUUUGAAAUCAAUAAAAAAUGAAGUACCUUAAUUGAAACAUCCAAUUUAUUUUAUGUUCAAAAAGACAUGAUUGUCAUACAGGUGGUAAAUGAAAGCCAAAGAAAGUUUUGAUAAUAAGGACUGUUUACUUUCAUAACUUAUAUAAAAAGAAUGUUAAAAUUAAUGUACUUGUUUGAGUUUAUAUUAUUGUUACCAGUAUACUAACUUUAGUAUUGCUUAUUUACAGUAUGUUUAUGUUAUGAACAGGUUGUAAUUCUGUACAAAUCACAAGUUGUACAGACUUUUUGUACAAAUCACAAGUUGUUUAGACUUUUUGUACAAAUCACAAGUUGUUUAGACUUUUUGUACAAAUGACAAGUUGUGCAGACUUUUUGUACAAAUCACAAGUUGUACAGACUUUUUGUACAAAUCACAAGUUGUUCAGACUUUUUGUACAAAUCACAAGUUGUGCAGACUUUUUGUACAAAUGACAAGUUGUGCAGACUUUUUGUACAAAUCACAAGUUGUACAGACUUUUUGUAAAAAUCACAAGUUGUACAGACUUUUUGUACAAAUCAGCAGUUGUGCAGACUUUUUGUACAAAUCACAAGUUGUGCAGACUUUUUGUACAAAUCACAAGUUGUGCUGACUUUUUGUACAAAUCACAAGUUGUGCAGAUUUUUUUUGUACAAAUCACAAGUUGUACAGACUUUUUGUACACAUCACAAGUUGUACAGUCUUUUUGUGCAAAUCACAAGUUGUACAGACUAUUUGUACGAAUCUCAAAUUGUACAGACUAUUUGUAUAAGUCUGACCCUGACUUUCUGUCUUAAAGAGUGAACAAAAUUGAUGUUUUUAUUAAAAAAAAUGAUAUACUCCAACAUACCAUUCAUCACUGUCCACUUUGACAUAAAGCUGGAAAUGAGGAUACCAGAUUUGGUCAUAAUCUAUUUAUAUUUAUUCUCAGAUUUUAAGUAGCCAAGAUGUCUUUGUAUCAGUUUAACUUUAAAUACAUCAACAAUUUAAUCCUGGAAUCUAUGAUGAGUUUUUUUACAACCACUAGGUCGAUGCCACUGCUGGUUGAUACUUUCUCCCCGAGGGUAUCACAUCUUCUUUUUUUCUGCUUCAUAUUUCACACUUUUGUUUUCAAUCUAGACUGUCUAAAAAUUUGUUUGUAAAUUUUGUUUUAUUGUUAGAACAAUUUGGCCUUUUGUCACCAUGACCAGAAGAUCAUAAAAUUACUAUCUGAAAUACAAAGUAAGUACAAACUUAACGUUGUUUCACUAAAAAGAACUUAUAAAAGACAUACAAACUUUCCCAGCUGGUAUUUGAAGAAUAAACUUUAUUUUACUGAACCAUAAGGUAUUUUCUUUGCAAGAUAUUGUGUUUUUGUCAUAUCUCAAUAAUACUCUUUUUCUAUAAAUUACAUGAAACUGAAAAGAAACUGAAUAGGCAAUUUGUUGAAUUUUGUUUCAUAAUUCCAGUCAUUUUACAAAAUGAAUAGGUAUUUUAAGUCAUUUUAUAUAGUAUAAAAAUUAGAAGAUGUGGUAUGAUUGCCAAUGAGACAAAACUCCACAAGAGACCAAAUGUCACAGAAAUUAACAACUAUAGGUCACCGUACAGCCUUUAACAAUGAGUCAUACAUUUGCAUUUUUAUAUAUUGCCUGUCAAGUUUAGGCAUUUUGUAAAUUGCCUGAAAAUUCAGUCAUUUUACAAAAUGUCAAAAUUAAGAAAAUGCCUGUAACAUAUACCCACUAGCUUGCAGUCAUGUUAAUAUAACAUUGAUAAGCUAAAUGGAAGAAACUGUUUUUGUUUUACCUAAUUAUGUUUAAAGGUUCUCAAAAUACUUAUAAAUUGGUACAUAAAUUCAGUACAAAUAUUACACAUUUUACAAAGUUACAAACAUAACAAAUGAUAUUUAUUUAUAAAUAUAUUGUGUACAAUCAUAUAGUUAAUGCUUUUAUAUGAAGUUUAGCUUUAAAACAGUUUGUUUUAUAAUGUUACUGAUAUUGUUAUUUUAUUUGAUAUAAUGUAUGUUAUGAAUAAAGAUUUACAUGUA
Molecule: messenger RNA, 8417 nt
Organism: Mytilus californianus (California mussel)
Lineage: Eukaryota; Metazoa; Mollusca; Bivalvia; Mytilida; Mytilidae
Product: gamma-1-syntrophin-like
Exons: 14
Coding region: 80-1489 (469 amino acids)
Cellular component (GO): dystrophin-associated glycoprotein complex; intracellular anatomical structure
Molecular function (GO): structural molecule activity; protein binding
Source: RefSeq, a predicted model, not a curated record